GGCAACCGACUGGUCAUAUUUUUCCCUCGCUAGAAUUGUAAAAAGAAUCAAAAACUAUUAAUAAAAAGGAAGAGAUCGUCCCUUAACCAUGGCGCCCUUCAAGCGAGUGCGCCAGCCGAAGAUCCCAACCCAUGCGCUACUCGACUUUGACCUGGGUGAGAGCUCCUCCGACAGCGACUUUUUGCCGGACAUAGACAACUGCUCCGAAAAGGACGAAAGCGACGGAGAAGGGGAUAGCAGUGAUGCCAGUAGCAGUAGCGAAUCGGAUUCUGGCGAGGACUCUGAUGCAGAGAGCGAGGAUUCAACGCUGCAGCUGCGCCAGCUUCUGGCCGACAGUGAGGCUGGAGGAGCAGGACCAGGAGCCGGGUCAGGAAGCAACGAGCUGCCGUUUGAAAACGGCACAGGAACCGGUAACGGUAUCAAUGGGAGAGCCCCUCCAAUCCUAUCGAGUGCUCCAGCUAAGCGGAUGUGUUGUGUGUGCUUGGGAGAGCGCAGCGACGACGUAAACGAAAUUGUGGAGUGUGAUUCCUGCGGCGUAUCCGUACACGAAGGCUGCUACGGUGUAAGCGAUAAUGUUAGCAUAUCCAGCACCAAUUCCACCUGCUCCACAGAGCCUUGGUUCUGUGAGGCAUGUCGGGCAGGCGUCUCGGAGCCGGACUGCGAGCUUUGUCCAAACAAGGGCGGCAUCUACAAGGAGACAGACGUUGGCAAGUGGGUGCACCUGAUAUGCGCACUGUAUGUGCCAGGCGUAGCUUUCGGCGAGGUGGAGCAGCUCUCUUCCGUAACUCUGUUCGAGAUGCAGUACAGUAAGUGGGGCGCCAAGGUGUGCUCCCUCUGUGACAACUCUCUGUUUGCCCGAACGGGCGUCUGCAUUGGCUGCGAUGCGGGAAUGUGCAAGACAUACUUCCACGUUACUUGCGCCCAGGUUGCGGGCUUUCUCAUUGAGGCCCAUCAUGAGGACGAUGCCGCCGAUCCGUUCUACGCCCACUGCAAAGUGCACUCCGAAAAGGAAAUGAUCAAGAAGAGGCGUCGUAACUACCACACGCUGCGCCUAAACAUGCUGCAGCGAGCCAAGGAAAAGGAACUUGCAGCCAGCAACAAUGAAAAUGAGGAACAACAUCCGAAUCCUGCCCAGGCGCGUAUCCAGCGAAAGCUACUGAAAAUUCAGCAAAAGUAUGCUCAUCACAAGGAGCACAAGCCCACUCCUUGGGUGCCAACGCAGAAGAUGUCGCGCUUACUCACGACCUCAGCGUCAGCUUGCCGACGACUACUGGCCAAGGCGGAGAUUAUGUCGGUGGACGUGCAACAUCUGGAGCAACGCGAGGCGCACAUCAACGCUCUGACUGAUAUCCGUAAGAAGUGGCACAUCGCACCCGCGUUCAGUGUCGAGUUUGCAGCAUACUACAUGGACCGCAUUGACCGGAUGGAGGAUUUUCGGAAACAACAGCGUCAGCUCAUCGCCCAUAACGCUAUCUUGUCCAAGGACCAGGAUGUUCUGAGGGCCCAAUACGAUACGGCCUUGGAGGAACGUAAAUCGGUUAAAGCCACAAGGGACGCGUUAUUAGCCAGUGUUAAGUCAUUGCACACGGCAUUGGCAGAAAUUGUUCCCAACAUAAUUCUGCCCAGCGGAGAGAUAAUAGCUCAUCCACCCAAACCGAGCACACCCACUCCUCCCCAACGACCCAUUUCUGUACCGACGGCGGCGGCUUUAAAGAUGGGUGUCGGCUUUCCGCUGGCCCACCUGGGACCGCCGGGCAGUAAACCGGAUUCAUCGCGCAUGCUUAGCACCCAGGUGAAGCAGGGCAAGCAAGCCACCUCUGUGGAGGCUACACCGUCGACGGCCUGUGGCAUCUGCAAGCGGAGCAAUGACCAACACCUGCUGGUCAAGUGUGAUACCUGUAAAUUGCACUAUCAUUUGGGUUGUCUGAAUCCACCGUUGACCCGACCUCCGAAAAAGUCCAAGCAGUAUGGUUGGCAGUGCUCCGAGUGCUGCGACAAGUCCGACGGCUCAGACGCCCCCACAGAGAUCUCCCCCGGACCGAGAAAGUCGCGUACCCGAUUCAACAAGGAAGGCCACCUGGUCUAUGUAGAUCGAUAUUCCUUGGACGAUUUGCCAAUUGUCCAAACACCUUCAGCUGGAAGUGUUGCUCCAAAAGAAUCUCAGACAAAACGAGCACUUAACAAAUCCCUGCCAGCUAGCGUACCCGAGGCCAUUGAGGACUUGACCAAAUCACCCAAGAGGCCAAGGGUUCAAUCGCCACGCAAAACACCCAUUAACGUUCCUGUCACUAAUGGUACUCCAACGGCCGAAGCAUUGCCCAUACCCAGCACUUCAAUGCUUUCUGGCUGCGACGACUCCAUAGAUGACUCCAGUGGUAAACUGUCUCGAAAGGGUAAGCGUAAGGAUAAGCACAAGAGCAAGCAUAAUCUGUCAUCAGACACCGAAAAACCAUCGGGCAAAGAGCAUAAGCGGAAACGGAAAAAGCGCUCCCACCUGGACGAGUCGUCUUCGCACUUGGACACCACGGCCAACGUGUCGGGCAGUACCAUUAAGAUUAUUUUCAAGGCACUUCGUUUGCCCGGCGAGGAUGCUCCGGAAUCGCAAUAUUUUUAUGUCCCGGCUAAUGCAGUACGAUCCGUUGACGAGGCUUCCCGACCCACGUCCGUGGAAACAGUUGAGGAUAAUACCCAGAGUGUAGAGCAGGCGCUGACGCCAGUGGUCUUUCAAUCGCCCUCGCCAACCAAAGUCCGAGAGUUAAAGGAACCCAAGGAGAGCCCUGCCACCUCCUCCCCGAAGCGAAAAGUUAGCCCCCGAAAACAAAGCCCUCGAAAGUCACGUGUGGGACGUCCGCGGGUGUCAAACACCAAGCCGAAUGUGGAAAUAAACUGUUGUGUUUGUAGCGAGAUAGGAAAAUCCAAUCAAGUGGUCACUUGUGACGAGUGCCAUAGGCACUACCACUUCGCCUGCCUGGAUCCCCCCCUCAAGAAGUCGCCGAAAAUACGAGGAUACUCCUGGCACUGCGCCGACUGUGAUCCCACAGACGACGAGGCACGACCCAAGAAAUAGGUCCACAUAAUUUAUUUACCUUGUAAGAAUUGUACACUUUUGACGAUGCAUUUGAACAAUUUUCUUAAAUUCACAAUUCAGUUAAGUAACAAUUAUUAACUCCAAAAA
Molecule: messenger RNA, 3175 nt
Organism: Drosophila bipectinata
Lineage: Eukaryota; Metazoa; Arthropoda; Insecta; Diptera; Drosophilidae
Product: PHD finger protein 14
Biological process (GO): regulation of transcription by RNA polymerase II
Source: RefSeq, a predicted model, not a curated record